Anguilla rostrata (American eel) is the source of this 1395-nucleotide messenger RNA. It is a transcript of the gene uts2b, whose product is annotated as urotensin 2, beta. The record is from RefSeq and is a predicted model, not a curated record. NCBI's taxonomy places the organism in Eukaryota, Metazoa, Chordata, Actinopteri, Anguilliformes, Anguillidae. Gene Ontology annotation, biological process: blood vessel diameter maintenance; regulation of blood pressure. Gene Ontology annotation, molecular function: hormone activity. Bases 332 to 715 code for a protein of 127 amino acids. Gene Ontology annotation, cellular component: extracellular region. The transcript has 5 exons.
AGUGCCUUUGGAUCCCAUCCACAUUCAGCGUUGAAAAAUCAUGAGAUUGUCAGAAAUAUGCCUACGUCUCAUCAUUUACUUUGUUGCCCUAUUUAGAUUGUUUCAUAUUGCACACUUUUCAUUGCAGAAAACUAUAAGGCUACGUAAAACUCUAGUAUGUGGCAGACUACACAGCCACUUUAAUAACUCACUGAGUUAUUAGAGCCAAGUUCUUUGUUUGAUAAAUACGUCAUCGGCCUAUAUGACGUGAGCCCCUAUAUGGCAUUUUGUCCCUUUGGUCGACGCGAGAAGCCCCUCCGAGAGACACAGCCGCCCCGCCCUACCUGCAGAGAUGAUGUGCAACCUGCUCCUGUCCUGGGCCCUGGUCCUCACCGCCUGCGGGCCGGGCCUCUCGCACCCCAUCUCCGAAUCGGCCGAGAUGUCCUUCUCAGGCCCAGUGACAGUAGAGGAAGGCCGACCAGAAGAUCUGUCGCUGUCUGACCAGGCCUAUCUGUCCCAGGGCGGAAUAAAUUUGGGCUACCCCUCUCUACUGGCUGGAGACAUCCUCAACAGGGACGGACUGGGGCCCGAAGGAUUUCUGCCCAGGGAAGCAGUGAAAGAGGCCCUCCUGGAGAAACAGAGCAGGCUCCGCCCCUUCGCCCGUUUCCUGGGACAGAGGAGGCAGUACAGGAAGAGGGGCAGCGGCUCCGAGUGCUUCUGGAAGUACUGCGUCUGAGACCGGCGCGCGGACGCACUGACACACACACACACACACACACACACACGCACACACACACACACACACACACACACACACACACACACACACGCACACACACACACGUACCCACUGACACACACACACACACGCACACACACGUACCCACAGACACACACACAUGCUCACACACAUACCAUGCCUGCACAGGCACGAACAAAGGCACGCACACAUGCUCACGCACUCUCUCUCACACACUCACACACAGAUACACACACACAUACACUGCUCAUUUGCAAAUGCUGAUACAUCCAGCAUGCAUUGCAGAAACCCACCCAGUCACAUGCUCCCAGCGAAGAGCAAACCACACCACACAGCUGCACCAAGAACAUGACAACAGGAAACACACUGGCAGUUACAACAGCCCAUCAUCUAGAGAGACACCUUUUCUUCAGGGUACGUAAAGCCCUAAAGGCACUGGCAUUAUCACCUGAAGCAUUAACAAUCACUAAUACACACUGUAAGCUUUGGAACUUUUGAGCUUUAAAAGGCCUGUUAGUUUUAUUUUUAAAUACUUUUCUUUCAUGCCUGCUCACUCCAGUGCCAGAAGUGUAAAUAGGGACCGUCUGAAGAACUUGACUGAAACAUUUGAUGCCGGUCUGUAUGUUAAAUAGAAAUAAACCUUGUUUGGAAGAGCC